This is a messenger RNA of Ectocarpus sp. CCAP 1310/34, 6256 nucleotides long. The record is from the annotation of a GenBank genome assembly. Lineage: Eukaryota; Phaeophyceae; Ectocarpales; Ectocarpaceae.
AUGUCGCUGUUUCGAGCCCGAGAAUGGUGGUCAACCAAGCUCGGGGAAGGGGAAGAGUUCGACAAAGGAUCCAUGGCCCUGGGUAAUGUUGACAACGACAGUAUGGGCGGCGUCAAGGUUGUGACGGGAAGCUUUCAGGGAGUGCUGAGAGUGCACCACCCCGUGAAGGCCGACUUUCGCAUCGAGGACCUCCUGUUGGAGCAGGAUCUUGGCACCCCGAUACUCCAAGUUUCCGUUGGGCGAUUUAUUCCGUCUGCUCCGCAAAUCAACGCUAUCGCGGUGCUUCACCCUCGAAAGCUCGGGGUUUAUACCGUGGAAGCCGUGGGCGGGACCGGAGCAAAGGCGAGCUACUUUGACCUGGUCAAGGCGUAUGAGCACGUGCUCGGGAUCGAGGGAGGGGGGCACUUCACCUCCUGCAAUAUGACGCACGGAGGAUUUGGGGGCAUAUCACGGGAUCUGCUGUGUGUGCAGAGUAUGGAUGGUCGCCUGCAGGACGCGCACGCUUUCACACGGCGAUUGAAUGGCAUAUUGGUCCCUGGACCGUUGUGUUACGUGGCGAAAAUCGACGCGUUUGUGGUGGGCAACAGCGAGAUGGGCGUUGACUGCUACAAGUAUCAGAUCAACUGCAGCAGGAGGAGGAGCCGUGGCAGGAGCCGCUUGCGUAGAAGAAGUUGGCUCGGGUUGAACGAACAAGAUGAUCUGUUGCGCCUGUGCUGCGGUCGAAGCAGUUGUGGAAGAAGCGGAGGUACUUGCAACGCGGUAGUCUGCUCUUCUUCCUGCACGUUCAUGUUGUUGAAGGUCUCCAAGCAUGGCGUUUCCCGCACACGAAGGGUGUAUGUUGUGUGUGAUGCCCACAGGGGCAGAUGCCGCCACCCCGACUUGAAUAUCGAACGUGCGAACGCGCAGGCGCUAGCCGCCAGCCAGGAGGACCGAGAGAAAGGGAGAAGUGAAGGCAUCUCCGCCGCUCGCGGGCUGCAGGCAUACUGGUCUUGCCAGCUGGGAGAAGCCGUCCUGGACGUGUUCGUCGCCAAGUUUAGCCGCGCGCUGGGACCCGGGUGCAUCGAUAUCGUUGUCGUGGGCGAACGAACCCUCUUCACUCUGCGCGAGCAGGGAACCGUACGACUGCAGAAGGUUCUCGGUUACCAGCCGGCAUGCGCGUGUAAGUACGUGGUGGUUGCCGGCCCCGGAGAGAAGGGCGCGGGGCUGACAGGCACGACGGUGAAGGAGAUCGACGAAGGGUUUGCCACCGUCGUCGAAGAGGAGAACCUCGUCAUCGGGGCGGAUACUGACCAGCUGAUGGUGUACAAAGACCUGCAGUUAGUGUGGCAGGCGACGGUGAGACGUGCCCCCGUGGCGCUCACCGUGGCUAAGUUUGGCGCCGUGCCCGGCAUUGUGUGCAGCUUAGACGAUACCGGGGUCCUGAGCGCAUGCUAUCAGGGGACUGACCCUCCCACGUCGGCCGUAGUGGCUGCCGAGAGGAAGGACAUUGACUACGACCAGAUAAAUCAGGAGCACCGGAAGCUGUUGCAGAUCAUCCGGCGGAGUCAGACCGACUCCGCGCGGCCACCAGCGGGCAAACUAACCCUCCACGCGCAGGUCCCGCGGUUUCUAGACGACGGGAGAAGAGAAGGAAGGCAGCAACAGGGCCGGCGGGACGGUGAUGGACGGGCGGCGGGGAGCUUGUACGACGACGACGCCCGACGGGGUUCCUACGACGGAUCUUUGCGGUCCUUGCCGCCUUUGUCGGUGGCCGCCGUGGAGGGGCACCAGGAGAAGCAGCGUCAAGCUGGCGUUGUCUCCAUGACUGUGAGGUUCGUGGUAACGUAUUCAGGUCCCGGCGAGGUCCGAGAUGCCACGCUGAAUGUCGUCCCUCCGCCGGGCUUCUCCGCAAAACCGUCGUCGGUCCUGCUGCCUCCGGUUUGGAGAAGCAACGGUAGCGGGAACGAGCCCAUCGUGGUAGCAGUAGUUGUGAGCGCGGAGCGAGGGACACAGCGGUUACCGUCGACUCUGGCCGGAGAGGCUUCGGUGGUGUGCACCAGACAGGGGACGGGCGGGGACGGGCGGUGCGAACCGAUGUCGGCGCGAUGCGUUCUGUUGCUCCCGCUCGCCUUGGCCGGGAAGGUGGUGGAACCGGUCCCCAGGAAAGGCGACGGUAACGCACACAACUUCGCGUUCAGUACCACUCGGCCAGCCGUGCCGCUUAGCACUUUGUUCGAGGACAUGGCAACUUCGUCGUCGCCGAGUGGCGACGGUGGCGAUGGUGCUUCACCGUCACCCCCGAUCAAUCGCGGUGCGAGUUCGCUGGAAAACUCCAAAUCGAACGGAGCUGGGGGGGGAGCACCGGCGGCAAAAUUUGGAGACAGCGGCGGGGAGGCAUUAGUUCCCCGUAGCAUGAGCACGGCAUUCUCUCUGCGCUACUGGGCCGUCGACGCCGGCUCCGAGGGAGGAGGCCAGGACGUAAGCGUGACGGUUUCGAACAACUCUGGACGGUAUCGGGUACAGAGCGAGUCCCUGCCAGCCGCCUGCAUGAUGGCGACAGAAGUGGUGAGGAGGCUCAGGGAGCACUUCGGCGACCCUGCCGGGGGGCGAAAUCGCGGCGGCGAAGAACGCCCAGCGGCAGACGAGGUCAAAACAGGCCCGGAGACGGCAAACCGCCUCAAGCUGGCACCACAUGCCCACGCCUACGUACACCGCCCUCAUUCCGGAGCAGAUCCGUCCUGCCUCCGAAUCGAGUACUCGGAUGCCCUUCCCCUGCAAGAGUUCUACGCCAUAAUCGACGAGCACUACGAUCGUAGAAGAGACCUCCAGGACGCUUCCGAGAGCCUGAAUCGCGCCGCCCACCAGUACAGGGUGGUAGAAAAGCGCCUUCUUUCGCGAUUCAAGGAUCGGAACCCCGCUCCGCUGGACAGCCUGGACGUCGUGUCGGAGGAGACCUACCAGCGUCUGGUCGAGCUCUGCGAUGGCGUGGAGAGAGCGCAGGAUCGACUGGCGGUCAGCGCCGCAAGACUUGGGUGUGCGGUGAGGCUGGUGGCACUUCUCGCACAGCACCGGUUCCAACUAUCGUGCAAAGACCAUGAGCUCCUACUGGCGCACCUUUACCCCGACGUGACCAACACAGAAGAUCAGGGCUGGGAAGAGAGCGUCGACGCAGCGGUAACGCACCUCCUGCGAACCUCUCUCGCCAAAGUUGCGAAGGAUGCUGCCCCGCCAUCGGCAGGGCAGACGCCGCCUCUCUCAAUGCCAGCGGAUACGGUGAAGCUCAAGAAGCACCUAUCGAUCGUGUUCGACCGACUGAACAAGGGGGCCCGACUCGUUGUUCUACCCUCCUCGUCUCGUCCUUCGAGCCCUAGAUCAUCGGCGGCGGCCCCUGAUAGCCAGACGUCUGUGUUGUUGGCGUCGUCACCCCGGCGGGGUGUUUCGCCGCCGUCGCGAGGAGCACCAGAGCGCGGCUACAAUUUGUGUGUUACUUGGUGUGGUUCCAAACGUAUCGCACCGAUGUCCGCUAAGUGCGGGGUGUCUGGUGCUGUUGCGUGUCUCUGGCCUCUGGCGCCCUCGCACAACCUCGAGACAUCGAGAGAGACAGCAUCAUCGGCCAGGAUGCCACGUGCUCAAUCAGCACCGUUAAACUUCUUCGUGGUGUUGGUGGUGGCCUUGAGUACCGCCCGGGCGUUCGUUGUCCAUUCACCGCCUUCAAGUAGCAGUUGCCCCUUCAACAGGCAACGCUGCAGCAGCAGCACAUCCAUGACAGCCCACGGUCACCACCUCCACAAUGGCAAGACGCCCGGUGGCAACUCUUCUCCAAUUAUUGCGGCCACCGGCCAGGCCGCGCCGACACCUCCGCCGGCCACCUCCUCCUCGACCGACGGCAAGGGUAGCAACACCAACCGAAAACGCCGGAGACGACGUCGUGGGCUAUUGAUUGGGCCGGCUGUGUGGGCGGCCUUCAAGGAGGAGCAGAAGGGUGUUACCCGCACGCUCCUCGGCUUCGACGACGAUAACGCCUCCGGAAAGGAGGCUGACGGCAAAGCAGCACCGCCGCCAGAGAGAGCUGGUGAAGAAAGUGGAGUCGAGAACGAAACCAUGGAGGAAGAACUGCGGCGGUGGCGGCGACAGCAGGAGGAGCAGCUACGGCAGAGACCGGUCCCUAGGAUGACGCUCGGAACGUUCAUGGCGGAGACUCGCAGCCGGAGCCCCGACAUGGAGGCCAUGGUUCCCAUCAUGAAGUCCGUUGGAAAGACUUGCACCGCCGUGUCCCGACUCGUUCGACGCGCUCAGAUCGAAGGCAUGGCCGGCCUCCACCAAGACGACGGCGGCGGCGGCGCAGCCGGUGCCGGUUCGGGAUCGGAGUCGGUGAACGUCCAGGGAGAGGUCCAGAAAGAGCUGGACGUGCUGUCCAACAGCAUCUUUCUGACCGGCUUCUGCCAGCCGGGCGGCAUGUCGUGCGUCGCCAGCGAGGAGGAGGAGACCCCCCGGAUGUGCGCCGCGGUGGUGGGAGACGAGAUGCACGGGGGGGAAUAUGCCGCGGUGUUCGACCCCUUGGACGGUUCCGCGAACAUCGAGGCCGGGCUGCCUUGCGGCACGAUCUUCGGCAUCCUCCGGGCCUCAGGCAGCGCCCGCGAGGGACGAAAGGCGGGGCCGUCGACAGUCGUGCUCCCGGGGCGGAGGCUGGUUGCGGCGGGAUACUGCCUCUACGGGCCUUCGACGAAGCUGGUUUUCACUCUGGGCGCAGGCGUUUUUGAGUUUACGUUGCGCGGGGAGGGGGCGCAGGGGAGGGGAGGGGAGGGGGGACUCGGAGGCGGCGAGCUGGACUUCGUGCUGACGAGAUCGAACUUGAGGAUACCUAGGAGCGGAAAUGUUUACAGCGUGAACGAAGCAAACUCGGUCUCCUGGUCCGAGGCGAUCCAAGACUACUUUCAAGACCUCAAGACCACCAUGGCGACUCCCCCGCCCUCUGCUGAUGGUGUCGGAGGUGGUAUCAACGAAGAGGCGGUAGAGGUAGAGAACCGGUACGCCGGCGCGUUGGUGGCCGACAUCCACAACGUGCUCGUCAAUGGGGGAGUGUUUGCUUACCCGGCGGACGUUCGCAACCCCAACGGCAAGCUGCGGCUGCUCUACGAGGGCAACCCGAUAGCCAUGAUAGUGGAGGAGGCCGGGGGCGUUGCCACCACCGGGUUCGAGGCGAUCAGAGAUGUGCGCCCGCAAUCGGUGCACCACCGCAUCCCCGCCUUCUUCGGCAGCCCGGACGACCUGCUGCCGCUCUUAGACCCGAGAUACCUGCACUCCAAGAAGAAAAGAUGAUACCCUGGCGGUGUGUGUGGCCGGGCGGACGCAAGUAGUUAGUCGUCAAGGCACCCGCCGAGCGUUUUGUUGUAGCGCAGGAUAGCAACAUUUUCUUUUUUUUCUGGUUUGGGAACGUUGUUUUUUUCGACCGUUUUGUUUCUCCGGUUGACGAUAAUAGUGAAAACGCCCUUCCAACCACCACGCGUAGGGAUGUCAGAAGUACAUUCGCUCUUCCAGUUACGGGAAGACUCUGCUUGUGUGCCGUUUUGAUGUGUAGAGGUAACACCUUCGCGCACGUGCACCCCGAAAAAAGCGCUUUGUUGACCGGGUUGGUUGUUUUUAGGGAUGGUGGGUCGCCAAGCGUCAAGGGAGCGGCGUAUCGCUGUGUUGGUUGCGUGGUUUCAACGCCUCAUGAACAGCUCAUGAGGAUAAGGGGUUGUGACUGUUUUGGCGCGGCUAUUCUUGACCCAUCCCGUCUUCGAGACACAGCGCGAUCUCCCUCCCCCCACUCGUGUUGGUGUCGGAUCCUAUCAGCCCGUCGUGCCGUCUUCGGUAUCGCCUGUAGCUUGUCGGUUAGUUAGUUAUCCUCGGGCGUGCGUGCCUCAGUUGUUGUGCGCGUCUCCACGAGCAUAUUCUGUCUUGUUUUGCGAGCUGCGGGGGGCGGUGGCGGCCUUACCUCAAUCGCUGGUGAGCCUUUUGUGAAAGUUCUACACGUCUAGUUGGUGUGUCGUCCCGUUUGUUGGGGGCGAGUAGACCACCAUGGCGGGUCUUCCGCUUUCUCAAGUUUGCAACAUUGCUUCAGUGGAUUUUGUGAAUGGCGGAAUGCACGGGGGCGGGAAAGUUUGCGCCGUGUUUGGCUUCUCUUGACCACGCUUUAGAGUCAAUCAUAGAGCAGUUGGCAGCACGACUAUCGCUUUGUUGAGAACGUGUUACCGACAAGAGUUUCGUCGCUGGCAUAUCCGGGGAAUGGGUUGGG